Parasteatoda tepidariorum (common house spider) is the source of this 732-nucleotide messenger RNA. The record is from RefSeq and is a predicted model, not a curated record. Lineage: Eukaryota; Metazoa; Arthropoda; Arachnida; Araneae; Theridiidae.
AUGACUGCUUAUGUUCUGAGAGUUUGUAACAGCAUUAAGAAAAACUCUUGUAAGUUGACUGGUGCGAUCUCAUGUGAAGAGAUUGAAUGUGCAGAAAACACUCUUAAAAAAUCAUACAGUAUGAAUGGCCUUCUGACAUACGUGAGAAACGACCCCAACGAAUUGAAACCCCUUACGCCUGCUCACUUCAUUCAAGACUCAAAAGAACGUGAAACUUUCGAUCUAGAUUUAAUCGACUCUCAGCAUUUUUUGAAACGAGUGCGUUACCUUCACAGUUUACGACUAAAUUUACGAAAGCGUUUCUAUAGGGAAUAUCUUGGCGAAUUGGUAAGAAGUCAUAAGACAGCUUCAAAGAGAAAGGCUAUUACUCCGGGAGAAAUUGUUCUAGUUGAGUCACAAAAUCCAAACCGAAUGAAUUGGCCUUUGGCUAGAGUAAUUGAACUGUUUCCUGGCAAGGAUAAUGUUCAACGGGUGGCUAAAUUAAGGGUAGCCAGUGGUGAAAUCAUAAGACCCCUUCAACGAAUUUAUCCUUUGGAACUUAGUUCCAUUGACAACAUGAAUGAAGAUUACCAGGAAACCAGAACAAAGCCUGAUCAUGAGCCUAGUAUUGCACAUAUUCUGGAAGAAUUGAAAACUCCAGAACCAAAACUUGGUAAUGCCGAUAUUCAAGAGGAAGCAAGAACAACUCGAUGUGGACGUCGAAUCGUACCAGUGAAACGAAUGAACUUGUGA